Molecule: messenger RNA, 7263 nt
Organism: Saccostrea echinata
Lineage: Eukaryota; Metazoa; Mollusca; Bivalvia; Ostreida; Ostreidae
Product: zonadhesin-like
Exons: 34
Coding region: 1-7263 (2420 amino acids)
Cellular component (GO): extracellular matrix
Molecular function (GO): carbohydrate binding
Source: RefSeq, a predicted model, not a curated record
AUGGAAAAAGUGAAGAAAGGGGAAGAAAAAGCAGAGGAAAAAGCAGGAGGAAAAGUGAAGAAAGGGAAGGGAAAAGCAGAGGGAAAAGCGGGGGGAAAAGUGAUGAAAGCAGAGGAAAAAGCGGAGGGAAAAGCGAUAAAAGCGGAGGAAAAAGCCGAGGAAAAAGUGAAGGGAGGGGAGGGAAAAGCAGAGGAAAAAGCGGAGGGAAAAGUCAUGAAAGCAGAGGAAAAAACGGAGGGAAAAGUGAUAAAAGCAGAGGAAAAAGCGGAGGGAAAAGUGAUAAAAGCAGAGGAAAAAGCGGAGGGGAAAGUGAUAAAAGCGGAGGGGAAAGCCGUGAAAGUAGAGGAAAAAGUCAAGAAAGCAUUGUCCGAAAAAUUAAAGAAAUUCGGAUCAGGUUCAACAAAACUCAUUGUCUGCGAACGUUCAAAAAGAAAAAUAUCCUGUCCCAAAGGAUCACGUUUGAGAAUACUCGCAGCAAACUACGGGAGAUCCAGUAGAUCAAUUUGUAGAGGCAAAAUUCGAACUCUGAGAUGCGCAUCUAAGAAUGCUCUUGCAAAAGUAAGGGGUCACUGCGAUGGAAAACAGUCCUGUGAACUAUAUGCCUCCAAUACCGUGUUUGGAGACCCGUGCAAGGGGACAUUUAAGUAUCUUGAUUUCACUUACAGUUGCCAAGCAACACCAUCCAAACCUCUAAGGACAUCAGUUCCAAAAACUGUCACAGUGAAGACACCCAACAGUUAUAACUAUCAAUUUCUGACUAAGUAUGGUAUCACCGCAAAAGACAGAACCUGUUUCCAGUUUGAGGUAUUGUCGUGUAACGACGCCCACAUUGCAAUCAUGGACUCGACAAAACAGACCAAAAACUUUUACGAGAUUGUAAUUGGCGGUUGGAGAAACAGUAAAUCUGUGAUACGGAACACAAAGCAAGGUCCCCCAAGGGCGUCCUUCAGAAGUGGGUUAUUGAGUUGUAAGGAAUUUAGACCGUUUUGGAUCACCUGGGUCAGAGGUGAAAUCAAGGUAGGUCGCGGAGGAAUAUGUGAACAACAGGUCCUCAUGAGAUGGAAGGACCCCCGUCCAUACAAAACUAACGUCAUCGGAAUAUCCACUGGAUUUGGCGCUUUUGGAAUUUGGCGAUUUAAACCUGGGAAGCCUCCAGUGUUGCAAGAGGAACCUCAAAUACAGAGACCUUCAAAAGAUGUUUACCUCGGUUGUUAUGAAGAUCGUCGACUUCGUCUUCUGGAUCAAACGUUUAUCAGAAUGACUAAAUUAACAAUAUCUUCUUGUAAGGAACUUUGUAGAAAACGAGGGAAAAAGUACGCUGGAGUACAGCACCGUAAUGAGUGUUUCUGUGGUAAUACUAUGAGGAGAUACCCGAAGAAAGCUGACAGAGAAUGUUCCUAUCCUUGUAGUGGGAAUUCCAAAGAAAAAUGUGGAGCUGCGUGGAGGAUGAACGUGUAUCAGUUGAAUACACCGACUUGUGGAAAAUGUGAUAAGAAUGCCAACUGCCUGAAAGGGAAAUGUGUGUGCAAGAGAGGUUACCACGGGGAUGGCGUCAAUUCAUGUCAAAAAUCAUGUUUCUGCAUGGCAUCUGGAGAUCCUCACUAUAAAACCUUUGACGGAGAAAUGAUCCACUUCAUGGGAACGUGCAAGUACACUUUGACGAAAUCAGUGACUAAAGGUGAUAAAUGUGGGUUUCAUAUCUCAGUGAAAAAUGAACAUCGUAACGGGAAAACCCAUGUGGCUUAUACUCGUCAGGUCGACAUUGAUACUCUCGGGAAGCGAGUCAGUCUACGACUGAAAGGAGAUGUACUGAUUGAUGGAGAGAAGAAAUUCUUACCUAUCAGUGAACUUGGCGGUAAUUUGAAGGUGUUCAGAAGUGGACGAUUUGUUCAGGUUUGGACAUCGUGUGGAGUAAAGGUAAACUUUGAUGGUGUACAUGCUGUGUCGGUAACGGUGCCAGGUAAAUAUCGGGGAAAGCUUUCUGGUCUAUGUGGAGAUUGUAACGGUAAACGUGACGACAUGAGAACUAGUACAGGGCGUGACGUCAGGAGGGAGAAGUUGAGGUACUCGCUGAUCGGAAACAGCUACCAGGUGAAAGAUGACACAAAUAUUGGAGAAGAGAAGUGUAAAACAUUUGAGGAAGACCCAAACACUUUUACAUGUAACAAAAAGAUGAGUACUCUGAUGGCCACAGAUAAGUAUUGUGGUUGGAUUCAAAACAAGAAAGGGCCAUUUGCGGAAUGUAUAGCUAAGUUUCCAGAAAUGUCAAAGGAGUACUUUGAGUCGUGUCGGAUUGAUGUAUGUUCGUUGGAGGGAACUAAUCUAGAGGUGGCCAAAUGUGAGGCUGUGGAGGCGUUUGCGGAGGACUGCGCAGAUAACGGAAUCACUGUCAAAUGGAGGACAACAGCAUUUUGUCCACUAAAAUGUACAGACAAAAAUUCUGAGUACAAAGCUAGUGGUCCGGGAUGUCCAGCCACGUGUUUGAAUCCUAAUGCUGAGGACACGUGUGAGCUGGAACCACAAGAAGGAUGCUUCUGCAAAGCCGGGUAUCUGAUGAGUGAUGGAGCUUGCGUUCCGCAGAAGCUGUGUGGAUGUAAAACAAAAGCUGGCGACUAUUACCCGGUUGGAACCAAGUUGCAGAGCUCUAACUGUGGAUCCACCUAUGUAUGUAGAAAUUCUCGAGGAGUGUCAUCUUUUACUAGAGUAUCCAGAAGACUGAGGUGUCAUAAAAACGCCAAAUGUGGUCUGAACAAAGAAGGCGAGAGAACGUGUGUUUGUAACAAAGGAUUUACCGGGGAUGGAUUCCGGUCCUGCAGACCAAAAUUGAGAAUUUCAAGUUGCGGAGGAAGGCAAUGCUCCAGGAAUGCAUCAUGCCGUAAAGGAAAAUGCAGGUGCAAUCGAGGUUUUCAUGGUGACGGUUACAACACUUGUACAAAGUCGUGUUUCUGUAUGGCGUCCGGGGACCCUCACUAUAAAACGUAUGACGGUGAAAUGAUUCACUUCAUGGGUACAUGCAAGUACACUCUGACGAAAUCACUGACACCAAAUGAUGCGUGCGGCUUCCAGGUCACCGUGAAAAAUGAACACAGAAACAAGAAUACACGAGUUUCCUUCACUCGGAGAGUAGAUGUGGACAUCUUAGGAAAGAGAAUCAGUUUACGUCUAAAGGGUUUAGCAGUGAUUGACGGAGAAAAGAAGUUUUUACCAGUAAGCGAACUCGAUGGAAGACUGAAGGUGUUCAGAAGUGGACGUUUUGUCCAGAUUUGGACUUCGUGUGGAGUAAAGGUUAACUUUGACGGUGUACAUGCUGUGUCGGUAACAGUUCCCGGUAAGUACCGGGGGAAGCUAACUGGUCUGUGUGGUGAUUGUAACGGUAAACGUGACGACAUGAGAACCAGUACAGGACGUGACGUCAGAAGGGAGAAAUUAAGGUACUCUCUCAUCGGAAACAGCUAUGAGGUGGAUGACGACACAAAUAUUGGAGAAGAGAAAUGUAAGACUGAGCAGGACACACCAUAUGCGUUUACGUGCGAUGCAAAAAUGAGUAACCUGUUGGCCACUGACAAAUAUUGUGGUUGGAUCCAGAACAAGAAGGGACCAUUCGCAGAAUGUAUUGCCAAGUUUCCAGAAAUGGCAAAGGAGUACUUUGAAUCGUGUCGGAUUGAUGUGUGUUCAUUGGAGGGAACUAAUCUAGAGGUGGCCAAAUGUGAGGCAGUGGAGGCGUUUGCGGAGGACUGCGCAGAUAACGGAAUCACGAUCAAAUGGAGGACAACAGCAUUUUGUCCCUUUAAAUGUGAGGACAAGAAUGCGGAAUACAGAAGCAGUGGCCCAGGCUGUCCAGCCACCUGUCUGGACCCAAAGGCUGAGGACUCGUGCACUAUAGAACCAACAGAAGGCUGUUUCUGUCGGGAGGGAUUUGUGCUAAGUGACGGAGUUUGCGUAAAACAAGAGCAGUGUGGGUGCAGAAAUGACAAAGGGGAUUACUUCCCGAUUGGAAGCAAAAUUCGUGCCACCAACUGUGCAGAAGUAUUUGAAUGUAAGAAGGUUCGUGGCAAAGCUGUGUUAGUGAAAACUUCCUCGGGCGUCAGAUGUCACCGGAGAGGCCAAUGUCGUCUGGAUGAGAAUGGUGAAAGAAGUUGCGAGUGUAAAAAAGGGUACUACGGGGAUGGAUACAAAACCUGCCAGCCUUUGUGUGGUGGUAAAUAUCGGUGCCACAAGAAAGCCACUUGUAAGAAGGGCAGGUGUCAGUGUAGGCGUGGAUUAUUUGGUGAUGGGGAGAACAGCUGUGAAAAGAUGUGUACCUGUAGUGCAAGCGGUGACCCUCAUUACAGAACAUAUGACGGUCAGAUGAUUCACUUUAUGGGCAUCUGUAAAUAUACGAUGACCAGAUCUCUGAAAAGAAAUGACCCGUGUGCGUUCAGCGUAGAGGUUAAAAAUGAACACAGAGGGCGAAACAGACGUGUAGCAUAUACCAGAAGCGUUUAUGUUAAAAUAUAUGGCAAAGUCGUACGAUUAGCUCCAAAUCAUAAAGUUUAUAUAAAUGGAGAAAAGAAGUUCCUCCCCGUCUCAGAGAACAACGGGGACUUGAAGAUAAUGAUGAGUGGAAGAUUUGUCCAACUGGUCACAAAAUGUAACGUCAUGGUAAAUUGGGAUGGAAAAUCGGUAGUUCAAGUUGGUGUACCAAGGUCCUACAGCAAGAAGAUGGAAGGAAUAUGCGGAAAUUGUGAUGGUAAGAAGAACGAUUAUCGCACCCAAGACGGUGCAGAUGUUUCUUGGAAGAGCAACAAAUACGUUCUGAUUGGUAAAAGUUAUGAAGUGUACGACAACACGGAAAAACCAUCCACUGUAUGUAAAACUCUAGAAGAUGAUGUGCAGUGCUCAAAAGAAAUGCUUGCAAUAGCUACAGACAAAAGUCACUGCGGAAUACUGAAUCCCAAGACAAGGAGAAGCUCCCCGUUUAAUAUUUGCUUGGCUUACAAACCCACUUUGGCCUCACAGAUGUAUGAAUCUUGUAUCUACGACGUCUGCUCCUACUUUGAUGAUGUAACCAAAAGAAAGGAGGCUUCUUGUAGGGCAGCAGAAGGACUGGAGGCCGUUUGUGAAACUAGUGGUUUUAUGGUGCAGUGGAGAUCAUCUGCUUUCUGUCCAAUUAAAUGUGGAGGUAAUCAGCGAUACAGUACCUCUGUCAGCGGUUGCCCUGCCACAUGUACAUCACCAAAUGCGCCUAAUAAAUGUCCCCUUCCCAACACGGAGGGAUGCGAGUGUCUUCCAGGGUUUGUCCUGAGUGGAACAAGCUGUGUUCGAGAGAAUGAAUGUGGAUGUCAGACUGCUAACGGGGAUUAUAUUCCAUUAAAUGCCGUCAUUGUAUCAGAUGACUGUACUACGACAAAGAAGUGCAUCAGAAGGGAUGGGGAGGCAGUUUUGCAGGUUCUUGGUACCAAUGAGCGCUGUCAUUCUGAUGGUUUGUGUGGCCUGAAGGACGGUGUUCGACAAUGUGUCUGUAAGGAGGGUUAUAUGGGAGAUGGAGUCAAUGAGUGUAAAAAACUGUGUGGUGGAAAACACCUUUGUCACGAGAAUGCCAGGUGUGAUAAUGGAAUAUGUCAGUGUAACAGAGGAUUAUUUGGAGAUGGAAUCUCCUCUUGUCAAGAGUCUUGCACUUGCAUGGCGUCCGGCGAUCCCCACUACCGGACCUUUGACGGACAAAUGAUCCAUUUCAUGGGUGAAUGUAAGUACACUCUGUCCAAAUUCAAUUCCAAGGACAAGUGCUCAUUCAACGUAGAGGUUAAAAAUGUAAGACGUCAUCAGAAUGCCAAGGUGUCCUUCACACGACUAGUUGAUGUUAAAGUGCCCGGAUAUAAUAUACGUUUGCUUCAGAAGAACCAAUUAACAAUUAAUGGUAUAAAAAUGUUUGCACCAUGGACAUCCUUUAACGGUUUUUAUAAAGUGACGACGAAGGGACGUUUCCUCACAGUCAGCACAACGUGUGGAGUUGUCGUUAGUUUUGAUGGCGUACAUUCAGUUUCUUUAUCUAUACCAAAACAAUAUAGCGACCAUGUAACAGGCAUCUGUGGCAACUGUAAUGGCAAAAAGGAUGACCUGCGAACAAAGACUGGUGAUGACGUAUCCACGAGACCCAACAAGUACUCACUAAUUGGAGAAAGUUACCAAGUGUUCGACGAUGUCGCAAAGUCCGCAGAAAAGUGUGUCACCACUGACUCUGAUUUCAAGUGUUCAUCUCUUUGGUCCAAGCGAGCAGCAUCAAAUGAGUUCUGUGGUGUUUUGUUGGAUAAAUCGGGACCAUUUGCAAGAUGCAUCAAAGCGGAUGAGAACUUGGCUAAGGAACUGUACCAGUCAUGUAUGGACGAUGUUUGUUCUUAUGAAGACAAACCUGCUUUUGCCAUGAAGACAGCCUGCAUGGCAGGAGAAUCGCUCGCAGAAAUGUGUCUUAUCAAAGGAUUUGGAAAAGUAGUGUGGAGAAAGACCGACUUUUGUCCUCUGGCAUGUUCUGAGAAUGCUGUAUACAACCCAGCCAUUGUUGGAUGUCCACGCACCUGUUCAGAUCCUGAAGGGGAGUCUAAAUGUGAUCUUGUUCCACAGGAAGGUUGUGUGUGUAAAGAGGGAUACAUUCUGAGUGGAGAGAAGUGUGUUCUAGAGGACGAAUGUGGAUGCUUUUUCAAUGAUCAAUACUAUCCUCUGAAUUCCCAUGGACCUCUUACAAACUGUGAAAUCAUCCAGACGUGUGUAAGAAGUGGAGGCAUCAACAAGAUGGCGCUGACCACUCGUCACAUGACCUGCCAUAAGAAUGCGCGGUGUAGAAACGUUCUGGGUGACUUUGUAUGUAGAUGUAAUCGCGGCUUUGAUGGAGACGGUGUGAAGGAAUGUACAAGAACUGAUGAACCUAUAGAAGACUUCCCAUUGAUUUCAGAGGACCCAACUGGUACACCUGGUGAAAGAUGCAGAACACAAAUAACUUACAGCACUUGUGGAUCAACCAUUCAACUUAGCGGAGACUGCGAAUAUGAAUCUGACAUAUUGGCACAAUGUCAGUACAAGGUAGAAACGGCAACUUCUGAUGGUCAAAUACAAGCAGUACUCGCUACGAGAGGCAGACGAUCUCUUGUGUCACGUGGUAAAACGGUGGAGGAAUGCAUAAAGGUUACAAACGACGGAAAUUUCAUCACCAUACAUGAUGACGUGUGUCAGAGAUGUACAACAGAUUACCUCAGGAACCUCAUCCCAAAUCAAACAUGCAAAGCACCCUGA